This is a messenger RNA of Melampsora larici-populina 98AG31, 1848 nucleotides long. RefSeq lists its product as uncharacterized. The coding region runs from base 1 to 1848 and encodes 615 amino acids. The record is from RefSeq and is a predicted model, not a curated record. The transcript has 3 exons. NCBI's taxonomy places the organism in Eukaryota, Fungi, Basidiomycota, Pucciniomycetes, Pucciniales, Melampsoraceae.
AUGACGCCAACCAAUGGAGAGAAGAAUACAAAUACGGAGAAUUUCCAUGCGAUGUUGCGAAGGUCUAGCAAUAGGUUAAGUGGAGGAUCGGUGCCCCCACCGGACUCAGAGAUCAUCGUACCCACGACGCAAGUAGCCAAUCUACGUGGGAGAGGCCAAGGUCGCAGUCGAGGGGGUAGCCCGGCCAAUUCUCGAGGUACUCAUCAACAAUCACCAAGAAGAAACGUCACCCCGGUAGUGACGCUAACGGUUCCAAGACCAGGCGAUGCUACAUCUACAGAAGCACAAACUGGAGAACGACCAAGCGACCAAUCAACGAAUGGUCAAAUAGGUUCAACACAAUCAGGCACUUCAGUGAUUCACUCUGCGGGGUUGAUUUCAAGAGACGCCGUUAGCAAUGAACCGUCGAGAACCUCCCCAGCUCGUAGAAACACGACGAACGCCAUCGGGGUUAGCCCUCCAAGAGGAUUCCAUUCCUGGCUCAUGGCAAACGGACUCUCGGUGGUGAACUCCUCUGAACCUAGUGGUCGAGUGAUACAAAACACAUCAUCAGCUCUUGCAAAGAAUGCCACUGCGAACCAGGGAGCAAGUUCUCUCCCCAACACGGCGGCUCAGCCCAUUGAUAAAACUCUCAUCGGAAGAAACCGAGUUCAAGUUGAUUUAACUAAAGAUGACGUACCUGUAGCUGCAGAGAAGAAGAAAGUGGAGGUCGGUGAUGCGGGUAUUGAGGUUAACGGAUUGAUAGCCCUUUCACCAUACUUCGAAACCAAGAUGAAGCCUGUAGAUGGAUACGUUCCUCUGUCUAUCUUCAAUACGAUGUGGCUAAAGCAGGAUCUGAUCCGGUAUUCCUCACGAAACAAGAAAGAGAAGAAAGAUGAUGAGAAGUACACUGGCCUUCCUAUACCUGAUGAGUGGAAGAUGAGUUUCGGAGAAUGGGUAACUGCGUUCGACUUGUUCAUCUCUUACCUGCGACACUAUGGCCAUACCGACUUGGCGGAUUGGUUCUUAAUUCAUCGUGAGAAUGUCUUAGCGAUUAAGCGGGAGCGCGUUUCUUGGAUAAUGGCCUUCCGUUACGACCAAUCCAUACGGACCACCGUCAUGACCUUUAGGAACGCAGAUGGUAAAUUGGCUAAUCCAGCAAUACGGGACGAGACUAGAGAAAGAGAAGCUUGGAAUGAGACGGAACACCUAGGUGAUCUCUUACCUCGUUACGCCGAAAUCAACCCUUAUUUGGACGGACAACCUAAAAGUCAUAUUAAUCCUAUCUCGGGGGAAGUCAACUCCUACGGUCACCAACACUCGUACUCUUCUUCUAAUGGGCACCUUACCCAUAGCAAUCACCACGGGAAACCCAACACCAGGUCGUGGGCCCAUUCGAAUCAGCCGGUUUAUGACGGACCGGGUAGCUCAGGUUAUGUCAACUACGACGACAGAAGAAACUCUGGUCGGAACGUGAGAGGACGCGGUCGAGGUGGAGGUUGGACGUCUCAUGGAUCUGGGAACCGAGAUAACCGUGACGGUCGCGAUGCAGACAGAUCGAAUGGCUGUGACAACGACUACUACGAUAGCCGUAGAGGUGAUGGUAGUGGUUCCUGGAGAAGAGACGAAAGACGCGAUGAGCGCAGAGGAGAAGGAAACGGACCAAAGUUUGGAGGAAACGCCAAGGCAAAUGCUACGUGCACCAAUGCCGCGACCUCGUAUAGAAUGGUCAGAAUAGUGGUACUCACAAUUUGUGAUUUCUUGAUUUGUUGUCCCGAUGUGACCGAGCAUUUCCAAUACUCAGAUAUAGUCUCUCAUUGUCGCCGCCUGUUCCCUCAUUCUCCCAGUUUGACAUCUCAGUGGAGUUGA